This is a messenger RNA of Miscanthus lutarioriparius, 258 nucleotides long. The record is from the annotation of a GenBank genome assembly. NCBI's taxonomy places the organism in Eukaryota, Viridiplantae, Streptophyta, Magnoliopsida, Poales, Poaceae.
AUGGCUGCCAAGCUCGUCCGCUCGUCGAGCCUCCUCCUCCUCGCCAUGGCGUUGUGGACAUCGUCAUGCGUGCUUCUGCCGGCGGCCAUGGCUGAUCACACCGUGCAGCCGGCGUCAGUGUCGUCGGCGCAGCUGAGCAUAGGUGCCGCAGGCAAGCCCGACCACCACCGCCACGCUGCCAGCUGCAUCGUCGCCGUCAUCCGCCGCCGCAGGAGCAGCGGCGCUCCAACCGGGGACACCUGCAGCGGCGGCGUCUGA